Molecule: messenger RNA, 777 nt
Organism: Lactuca virosa
Lineage: Eukaryota; Viridiplantae; Streptophyta; Magnoliopsida; Asterales; Asteraceae
Source: the annotation of a GenBank genome assembly
AUGAUGGGACUGAAGAAUGAGAUAUUCCAUCUUUCUUGGUUUAUUACAUAUGCUUUGAAGUUUGCAAUUUCAUCAGGAAUCAUUACUGUUUGUACAAUGGGCAUGUUGUCUAAGUACAGUGAUAAGUCAUUGAUAUUCAUGUAUUUCUUUGUGUUUGGACUGAGUGCAAUAAUUCUAUCCUUCCUGAUCUCUACUUUCUUCACACGAGCAAAAUCAGCUCUGGCAGUUGGAACUCUUGCUUUCCUUGGAGCCUUCUUUCUUACUAUACAAAAGUUCUUUCAGAUUGUAUGUGGCUCAAGUGGAUAUUUGUUCACUUGUAAGGUUUUAAAGAUAUUGGCUUCUUUGCUUUUGCCUACAACUUUUGCUUUAGGGUCAGUCAAUUUUGCUGAUUAUGAGCGUGCACACAUUGGACUCCAUUGGAGCAACAUUUGGAGGGCAUCUUCUAGGGUGUGCUUUCUAAUCUGUCUCAAACUGAUGGUGUUCGACUCUAUAUUGUACUUUGCAAUUGGCCUCUAUUUGGAUAAGGUAUCUAUAUUGUCAUAUUGGGUGUCAACAUAUAUAUGGGACUUCAUAAGCUUCUUAGUCCCUUCCUCAUUUGCGAUGAUUCUCUUUUACAUCAUUGGCUUAGAACAGUUUAUUGGAAGUGGUAUUGUAUUCCCUACAGUUCUCAUUCUAUUGGAAUAUGGUUUUGCAACUGCAUCUUCAACAUAUUGCCUAACCUUUUUCUUUUCAAAACACAGUAUGGCACAGGUAGACUUAUUUCAAAUCUCUGCAUGA